UUCCCCAGGAAAGCUGACGGGGAGGAGAAGGCUGGCGGAGCCGCCGGCUCGCCGCUGCCGCUGCAUGUGAGCACCAUGCGGAGGCCGGCAGCCUGCGGGCCCGUCCUGUGCCUGCUGCUCCAGCUCCAGGCGGCAGGAAGCUUUUCAGGAGACAAUGACCACUUCUUGGCAAUUCAUCAGAGAAAGAGUGGGAAACCUGUAUUUAGCUAUCACCACGUGCAAAGUUUAGAAAGAAGUUUGGACACAAGCAACCAGAAGAAUAACAAACACAAUUUCCAUUCCUCUUCCCACACCAAAGUCAGCAAGCUGCACCCUGCCAUCAUUGUCAAAUCACCAUUCCCAAGAUCUGCAUAUGACCCAUCCCUUAAUCUAUUGGCUAUGACUGGUCAGGACUUGGAAGUGGAAAAUCUCCCUGUUCCAGCAGCUAACAUUAUUGUUGUGACGCUGCAAAUGGAUGUAAACAAGCUGAAUAUUACAUUGCUUCGGAUAUUCCGCCAAGGAGUAGCUGUAGCUUUAGGGCUGUUACCUCAGCAAGUUCACAUCAACCGACUCAUUGGAAAGAAGAACUGUGUUGAACUAUUUGUGUCUCCAGUAAACAGAAAACUAGGAAUUUCUGAUGCACUCCCAUCGGAAGAGGUGUUGCGUUCACUUAAUAUCAAUGUUUUGCAUCAGAGUUUAUCCCAGUUUGGAAUUACAGAAGUCUCUCCUGAGAAAAAUGUUUUGCAAGGACAACAUGAAGCGGAUAAAAUCUGGAGCAAAGAAGGAUUUUAUGCAGUUGUCAUAUUUCUCAGCAUCUUUGUCAUUUUAGUAACGUGUCUAAUGGUUCUGUACAGAUUAAAGGAGAAAAUUCAGUUUUCAUUGAGACAAGAGAAGGAGAAAAAACAAGAGAUCCACCUUUCACCCCUUCGCCUACAGACAUCACAGUCUAAGACAGCAAACAGUAUGGUCCAACCUCAGCAGGCUCCUAAGGUUGUAAAUGUUAUAGUAGACCCUCAAGGCCAAUGUGCACCUGAGAUCAGACCUCCUCUUUCUGCCAAUCCAUCUCCUUUCAAAAUGAAACCCGUUGGCCUUCAAGAAAGGCGAGGAUCUAAUGUCUCCCUAACUUUGGACAUGAGUAGUUUGGGAAGUGUCGAACCUUUUGUUCCUGUACCAACACCUCGAGAAAAAGUAGCCAUGGAGUAUCUGCAGUCAGCUAGCCGGAUCUUGACAAGACAACAGUUACAGGACACAGUCACAUGUUCUCAUUUGCUUCAGACAGAAUUCAUGGAAAUACCAAUGAAUUUUGUGGAUCCCAAAGAAAUUGACAUUCCAAGUCAUGGAACAAAAAACCGUUACAAAACAAUUUUGCCAAAUCCGGUAAGCAGAGUGUAUUUGAAGCCAAAGAAUUCAUCUGACUCCUUGAGCACUUACAUAAAUGCUAACUAUAUUAGGGGUUACAGUGGCAAGGAGAAAGCUUUCAUUGCAACUCAGGGACCGAUGAUUAACACCGUGAAUGAUUUCUGGCAGAUGGUUUGGCAAGAAGACAGCCCUGUCAUUGUUAUGAUCACAAAGCUUAAAGAAAAAAAUGAGAAAUGUGUGCUGUAUUGGCCAGAAAAAAGAGGAAUAUAUGGGAAAGUUGAAGUCCUUGUUACCAACGUGCAAGAAUGUGAGAACUAUACUGUUCGCAACCUUAUAUUAAAGCAAGGGAGUCAGUCACGAAAUGUGAAACACUAUUGGUACACAUCCUGGCCUGACCACAAAACCCCAGACAGUGCUCAGCCUCUUCUGCAGCUCAUGCUGGACGUGGAAGAGGAUAGGAUGGCAUCACCUGGCAGAGGUCCUGUAAUUGUGCACUGCAGUGCUGGUAUAGGAAGAACUGGAUGUUUUAUUGCUACUGCCAUUGGUUGUCACCAGUUAAAGGAAGAAGGAGUUGUAGAUCUAUUAAGCAUUGUCUGCCAGCUUCGAGUGGACAGGGGUGGAAUGGUUCAGACCAGUGAACAAUAUGAAUUUGUGCACCAUGCACUGAGUCUGUAUGAAAGCAGACUUUCUGCAGAAGCUGUCGAGUGAAGCCAAGAAGGGUGACCAACAUGUAAAAUCUCUUGAGGUAAUUUGUUUCAUUACCUACCAGCAGCUUCUUCAAGGAGUUUACUGCAGUGGAAAGAGAGGCUUUGAAGCCACUUGUGAAAGGAUUGUGUAUGGUUUGGCAAAAGUAUAAAGAUUGCUGGACCCUUACUGUAUAUGAAUGUAUGUAAGCUUUCCAAAAAUGAUUUUUCAAGAGGGUAUUGUACCGAUGCAACACAUGGAUUUCACGCAUAUCUAAAAGGUGGAUUUAUUUCCGUAAUAACGGUAUCUGCCAUGUGGACUGUAUGUAUGUGCUACUGCUGCAGUCAGCUGGACACCGGGACUUCUACAGAAGAAAUGUUUAUCAAGUGUAUAAAUGCUUUAACGUUUGCAAACUCUGUCUUGUGAAUGGACUGUCAGCUGUUAAACUGUACCUGUUAAGUGCUAUUACCUAUUAUGUGGUGAGCUUAUUUCUUAACCACAUAAUGUUCUUGCUGCUAAAGUUGCAAGUGAUCAGUUAUGGUUUAAAAAAAGAUUAAAAAGUCUUGUUUUUGAAACUAUUCAAAAGCAGUUAAUAUUUUAUAUGGACAUAUCUGUUCUUCAGACUAUUAGCUAUUAAAUAUGUACUUACAGUAGGUCCACUAAAGCUGUAACAGAGUACAAUGUCUGUUAUUAAAUGUAUAUGUAUUUACUCUAUAAUGUUGAUUGUCUUAGAAACUGCUUCUGCUACAGACCUAAUUCCAGUGUAUUUGUAAUCAGUGUGAGACAUUUUACUUUUAAAAGAAACUUUGUAGCAUAUAUUAAAUGUUGGGAAUUUUAAAUAUUUGUCUGUCUUUUACUAAGAGGGGAUUUUUUGAAUAUGUUAUUUACCUGUUGUAUCUCUUCCCAUAAAGAGACCAUUAUCUUUGAAGAUAUGAACUGUUCCAUAAAAGAAAGUUAUACAAAAAUGAUGUUAUGAAUGUUUCCUUACAUUUCUUCAAGGAUUUGUUCUUAAAGUGAAACAGGAAACUGGCAUUAUUACUCACAGAGAUCACUGGGAGGUAUUCACACAGGUAUAAUGAGUUUUUAAUUGCAGUGAUGUUGACUUUGCUUCAUACUGCCAAUAAACUAUACUUGAUAUAAAAUA
Molecule: messenger RNA, 3166 nt
Organism: Alligator mississippiensis (American alligator)
Lineage: Eukaryota; Metazoa; Chordata; Crocodylia; Alligatoridae
Gene: PTPRR
Product: protein tyrosine phosphatase receptor type R
Exons: 14
Coding region: 76-2046 (656 amino acids)
Biological process (GO): protein dephosphorylation
Molecular function (GO): protein tyrosine phosphatase activity
Source: RefSeq, a predicted model, not a curated record